Molecule: messenger RNA, 1487 nt
Organism: Zea mays
Lineage: Eukaryota; Viridiplantae; Streptophyta; Magnoliopsida; Poales; Poaceae
Product: protein binding protein
Exons: 7
Coding region: 447-1226 (259 amino acids)
Biological process (GO): protein ubiquitination
Cellular component (GO): membrane
Molecular function (GO): zinc ion binding; ubiquitin-protein transferase activity
Source: RefSeq, a predicted model, not a curated record
ACGAUAAAAAGCCGCGAGACGAACGCGAACGAAGUGCGGGAAAUAGUUUCUCUCUCUCUUCUUCUUGUAAGAUAUUUCGGAGUAGGAAGUGCGUGCCUUCCUCGCAGCUCAUUCGCCGAGGUAACAUCCCCUGCCCUUCCUCACAUUUCCUCCCUGUUCGUCCGUAAUAGUCGUUUCCGAACCUUGCGUUUCGUGGGAUUUGUCGAGGCGAGGGCUUCGAUUUGACCCAGGAAUCGCCCAAAUCCGCUUGUCUUCGACUUCAGUUCAUCCCCACGAAUUUCUAGGGUUUUAGUGUCGAUUUUGUCCCCCUUCAUUACAUUUGAUUGGCGGUGAAUUGGGCCCCGUUUUGAUGAUUCCUUGGGUUCGUUGGACGGCAGGAAACGAGAUCCUCUAGAGGUUUGUGCUGUUUAGCGUGAGUUUUUUUGGGGCCGAUUUGCUUUGCUCGCAUGGGGGAUCAUGUCGCGGUGGAUGUUGGGGAGCUCGUAGCGUCCCGAGUCGGUGAGGCAGCGGGGCUAGUGUCCGGCGCCAAGGAGGAAACAGAGGCGCUGAUUGGGAUGGUGGAGUGCCGCAUUUGCCAGGAGGAGGACCUCAGGAAGAACCUCGAGAGCCCCUGCGCUUGCAACGGCAGCCUCAAGUAUGCUCACAGAGAAUGUGUGCAACGAUGGUGCAAUGAGAAAGGGGAUACAAUCUGUGAAAUCUGCCAUGAGUUGUACAAGCCUGGUUACACUGCCCCAACCCAGGUGCAUCAUGAUGAAACUACCAUAGAGAUAAGUGGUGGAGAUUGGACCAUCUCUGGCAACCGUUUGGAUUUACAUGAUCCUAGAAUAUUGGCAAUGGCUGCUGCUCAACACCGUCUACUUGAAGACGACUAUGAUGAAUAUACUGCAACAAACAACAACGCUGCUGCAUUUUGCCGCUCUAUAUUUCUGAUUUUGAUGGCCCUUUUGCUCCUGAGGCAUACACUGACCAUUACUAACAGCGAUGAUGAAGAUGAUGCAUCUGCUAUUUUCUCGCUAUUUCUUUUGAGAGCGGCUGGAUUUUUGCUGCCAUGCUAUAUUAUGGCUUGGGCUAUUAGUAUCAUGCAGCGUCAAAGACAAAGACAGGAAGAAGCAAUGCUAUUACCAACGGAAGUGGCGAUCAUUCUGCAUCGGAACGGAAGAACAAUGCAAUUUGCGGUGGCACCACCAGAAACCCCUAUCUCACCUCACCCCGAGCUAAACCAAUAGAAUACAUCAUCGACAGGGUCACAGUCCUCGCCUCGGGAGUGCAUAACAGGUGGAAACUCGAGGACAUUGUGCAAAGCAUGUGUUGCAUCGGCCACCUCGAACGGCCAUGUUGCAGCAAAAAUGUUGUGCCUUCGAAUUGAGUUAACUUUCUAGCUUCAGAUUCAAUGCUUGUUUUAUGGCCUCUCAGCAUCUUCUGUACAUAAAGAGAUUUCUCUAAUAAAUGAAUAUAAGUUAAAUCAACACAAAUUUCGAUUUUGAACA